UUCUGUCGGAAUUCUUUUUAGCCCUAAUACAGAUGAUAGUACAUAUAUGUGCAUUCCUUUGAACUAGCUUAGAAAUCGAUAAGUGCAUUGUAGAUUCUGCACUUGAAUUUGAAUAUUUUGCGUUUAAUUUUACAACAAGUAAUGGAUAAAUUGUUCUAUUCCUGCUUUUAAAUAGGUUGCUCUACAGUUGCUCAUGAUAAUGCUAAUGUGGGUUUUGUAGUUUAAUCGCUCGUUUUGGCUUAAUAAAGUGUAGUUCAUUGAAUCUGAAGCAUCAAUGGACCUGUAAGAAUUUUGUUAGGAAAAGAGAAAACAUGGAGAAAAAAAUGACUUUUAAGUUGGAGUUGGUUUGCUAUCAGAAGAAUCGUGAAGUAGAUUAGUGAAAGAGCAAUGUAUAAUUUCCUUUAGUUUAAUUUUACUCAAUGCUCCAAUUUUUAUUCUUAUUUUUUUGCCUGGUUUGGUAAUGCGUCGUUGUGUCGAGUUUCUAUCGGAAAAACCUCUGGAGACGUAUGGAAAGGGACGUUGUGCAAGCCGAAGACUUUGGCAGGUGUCGGUAGGCACGCCUCUACUAAGGGCUCGAUCCUGAGAAUCAAUGCCAAUUGAAUCAAUGGAAGUGAGACCCUCUAUGCUCUUAAUCUCUAGAGUACAUAUUAUAUAUAGGAUAAUAAGUCCAUUGCUUGUGCCCAAGACAAGGUAAGAUGAAUAGGAAUGUUGAAGGGGACAUAAGGCUCAGCUCUUGAGUAGAUGGCCCAUGGAAGGGAGCUUACUCCAAGAUCUGACUCCCCUGCGUAGGAGUUCGGGAAGGUCAGAAGUAAACAAAGAGUGGUAGAAGAAAAUAAAGUGUUGCGCCCUUCUUUUCUGAUGCCCCGCCCAAGAAAGAGACCCAAGUCCUAGUAGCCGGAUAGAUUCUACAUCUUGAAAGCAAGUCAGUUUUGGCGCCGCUUUAUGAUAAUGAGACCAACCAGCAAAAAGCAUUAACGCUGCAAAGACCAGAGCCCCAAUUGAUGUACAUAGAGUUGUAAUUCACUAGUUAUGCAGAUGCUCGCCAAAGCUGAAAAAAACCAGAGGUUAUUUGCACUCCUCGGAAACCUUGCCUACGACACCAAUCACCAUUUAAUAUUUCUUGGCCCACUAGCCAAACCACCUGGGCACUAGGCCCAAUGUGCAUCUGGAAAGCGCCAGUUCAAAUCUGGUUCGUGACAAGGCCUUGAUCCAUACAGAUGGGAUCCCGACCUUUUACCUCACAAAGCCAGUGGUACAUUUUACGAACAUCCUACAUUUCUAGACCGCGCUUGUGGUUGUGGGAUUACAUUGGUGCCCGAGCCAAACUUUUGUGUGCUUCAACUGAUUCCACGGGGUAUCUUAUGCUCUACCAUAGAAGAUAUAGCCUAAUGUUUUCGCCUCCACUAGUAUUUAGACAGAACUUCUUUCAUUUUGACUAUUCACAGUAGUCGGUCCUAUAAGAUGAGGAGUCAGCUGAUGAAGUCUUGGCAGCGGCUCUGUAGGCUUAUAAUGAUUUCUAGGCCCUUUGGAAAGCCAUUGCGAGAUAAAGCGAUGGCAGUUGCUGGAAGAGUCGCUAUAAUGGAAGAAGGAACGACUUUGAAAGCUUCUUGUCCAGUGUGCUUACAAGUUCUAAGCACACCACUUGAUUCUGAUCUGAAAAUGACACUGGCUGUACACAUGAGCUUAUGGCACGCAGAUGAUGUUCAACUGCAUUGGGAACUCAUGCAAAACAAAGGAAGAUCAAUUGUUCACAUGCCUUCUUUCUGCUUUGGAGCUGGGAUGGCUGCUGGAAUUUGUGCUCUGAUGGUUAUUCUUGCCAAAAGUCAUGCUCAAGCAUUUGGCAAUAAGAGGUGAAGUUUAUCUCUAAUUCCUACUAAAAAGGGUCUGUGAUGAUUCUUUUUGUGUUUUGCCGCUUGUUUUUGCCUUAGUUCUAAAGAAUUUGCAGUAUUACGAAACAACAAACAGAUAGAAAUUUAGGAGCUUGUAUUACUGAAUGACUAAGGUUAUAUGAAGAUCCAUAGAUGGUAUAGUAAUUAAGACAGGAAAGUAGUUUUCCUAUAUCUCUGUGAUACCAAGAUGAUGUGAAUUUGUUUUCUUGUGCUUCAUUUA
This is a messenger RNA of Solanum pennellii, 2109 nucleotides long. RefSeq lists its product as uncharacterized. NCBI's taxonomy places the organism in Eukaryota, Viridiplantae, Streptophyta, Magnoliopsida, Solanales, Solanaceae. The transcript has 4 exons. The record is from RefSeq and is a predicted model, not a curated record. Bases 1462 to 1854 code for a protein of 130 amino acids.